This is a messenger RNA of Bicyclus anynana (squinting bush brown), 14119 nucleotides long. It is a transcript of the gene MYPT-75D, whose product is annotated as protein phosphatase 1 regulatory subunit 16A. Gene Ontology annotation, molecular function: enzyme inhibitor activity; protein binding; phosphatase regulator activity. The coding region runs from base 253 to 2145 and encodes 630 amino acids. NCBI's taxonomy places the organism in Eukaryota, Metazoa, Arthropoda, Insecta, Lepidoptera, Nymphalidae. Gene Ontology annotation, cellular component: cytoplasm. The transcript is spliced from 10 exons. The record is from RefSeq and is a predicted model, not a curated record.
UUUUAUCUGUAGUCUGCCUGCUUGCCCGUGUUCUUGUUGACUUGGUUUUCUUCCUGUUUAUAAUUUUCAUGAAAAAUAACGGAAAAUGCCGCCUAACUGUAAUACUGUGUGUUAGAAAUAAUUAAAGCUUCAUUAUAACAAGAACAUUAUGUGUUAAUCUCCUCCUCACUGUGUAUUAUGUGUUGUAAACUAAUCAAGACUAGGAUGAAACAUACUUUGGUUUUGUAGUUAAUAAUUAAAACGCCUGCCAGGAUGGAGCAUGCAGAUUUGGUGGCCGAAAUGGCCCAGGUGGAGCAUCUGACUACUCAGGAGAGGCUACAUCUGGCUAGAAGACGCCGCAUGCAGCAACUAAAGCUAUGGCAGCAGAGGGAGAAGGAGUGGGCGCGCACGAGGGCGAAGAGAGAGAAGAGCAACAAGCGCGGCAUUUACUUCAACGAUAGCGUCAUGCUGCUUGAAGCCGCCGCCAGGAAUGACAUCGACGAAGUUCGAAGACUGUUAGCGCGCGGAGUUACACCAGACGCGACAAACGAGGAUGGCCUAACAGCGCUCCACCAAUGCUGCAUAGACAACAACGAGGCGAUGAUGCGACUCCUCCUAGACCACGGGGCCAAUGUCAACGCUGAAGACAGCGAGAAGUGGACGCCUCUCCACGCGGCAGCUACCUGUGGGAACCUCAACCUAGUGCGAGUGUUAAUCCAACGCGGAGCCAACCUCCUCGCUGUUAACGGCGAUGGGAACAUGCCAUACGAUAUAUGCGAGGAGGAAAGAACGCUGGACGCUAUAGAGAGCGAAAUGGCGGCGCGAGGCGUCACGCAGGGGUUGAUAGACGAAACGCGUGCGGCUACCGAAAUGCAGAUGCUGAUGGAUGUGGCGGAGUUGGUGAAGCAGGGGAUGGAUUUGGACGAGCCGAGGGAUAACCAGGGUGCGACACUGUUACACGUAGCGGCCGCAAACGGGUACAUAAAAGUAGUGGAGUUUCUCUUAGAGCACCGCGCCUCUACAGACGUCGUGGACCACGACAUGUGGCAGCCGGUCCACGCGGCCGCUUGCUGGGGCCAUUUAGAAGUAUUGGAAUUAUUAGUGCAAUAUGGUGCUGAUCUCAAUGUAAGGAAUAAACACGAUGAAACGCCAGCAGAUAUAUGCGAGGAGGGCGAGAUGCGCGGGCGCAUCUUGCGGCUGGCGGUGGAGCAGGAGGAGGUGCGGCGCCGCGCGGCCAACGCGGCCGGCGAGCGUCUGCGCGCCGCCAGGAGGUCGUCCUCUACGGCCUCCACCAGCAGGGUACGCUCGGUGCGGCGCACGUCGCUACGCGAGAAGCAGUUAGCUGCGAAGGCGGACGCGCGGGGCGAGGCGCGUCUGCGGGAGACCUUCGACUCCGCUGUAGAUGACGAGUAUCAGGGCCUAACAAACGGCGUCGAAAAUGAUGCAUCCAAAAAUCAGAACACAAGCAACAUAUCAGCCGAUCUGUCGCACCCGAGAUUGUCAAUCAGCUCGACCACGUCCAACCAGAGCUACGACUCGGGGAACGUUGACUACGCGGUGCCCAAACAUUCGUACAACCAGAAGAAUUCGCUGAGAAGUGACGUCAUCGACUCGAAUGACAACUUGACCUUCAACCAACCGAAGAUCAGCAACCCACUGUUCGGCGUGAACGCCGCGUCGCACUACUCUCCUGGGCCGUUGCACGAAAACGAGACAAAGUUCGAGCGAACGUUGCCCAACGGAGUCAGGAAGGCGCCCGAAGGCCAAGACAACGAAGGAUACAAAACCGAGGACGCGAUAGACGGUAGGAAAGAGUUGGUAGUGAACCCAAACCCCAUCGCGAUCGCUGAAGGCGGCACCGCUACCUACACCACAGACAAUAAUGGUAAAAUCAAUGUUCAUGUCACCGUCAUGAUUAAUGCAGGAACUUUGGCGGAUUUGAAAAAGCAACGUGCACAAAUACGAACGAAUGGGAGCCCGGUCGAGAACAGUCUGAACUCGACGACGAAUCACAGCCUCAGUUCGAUUCAAGAAGGGAAGGACACGCAAAUACAGAUAAGUCCACCCACGUUAGUUCCAGGAACGGCGACCGUACCACGGUUCUCGGGGAACACCAGCGACGUGGUAGGGGACACCAAGUCGCAUCGUUGCUGCAUCAUUAUGUGAACCACGGUUCUCUAAAAAUACCAGCGACGUGGUAGGGGACACCAAGCCGCAUCAAUGCUGCAACAUUAUGUGAACCAUGGUUCUCAAAGAACACUAGCGACGUGGUAGGGGACACCAAGUCGCAUCGAUGCUGCAUCAUUAUGUGAACCACGGUUCUCUGAAAAUACUAGCGACGUGGUAGGGGACACCAACCGCAUCGAUGCUGCAUCAUUAUGUGAAUUCCCAUCAUGAAAUCGAACCAUUCGAUGCGUACAAGUCUGAUUGUCAUUCCAAAAAUAAAAAUGUUAUUUAUUUCGGUUUCAUCUAGGCUACGUUUGUCGACAUAUUUACAGCAUCGUUUUUUGAAAAAAACAAUUAAUAUUUUAAUUUGUACACGCAUUUAUUAGUUUGGUUCCACAAGUUGGAUAAGCGAUGCAUGAAUCAAUUGUUAUUAAUUUAUGAAAAUUGGAUGAAAAUUGCCAUUUUUGCUCACGAAGCAAGGGCUUGCCAAUACGCUAAGGAAGUGUGAUACUGUAAGAGCUCAACGGUUAUCUAGAAAAGUUGGUUGCUAUUAUUUUAUGUAUAAUAAUUAAUAAUUUUUCGUAUUAAUUGCAUUGUAUUUUUCCAGUUGUUUAUGUACAUUCCGUUAUUUGGAUAUAUUGAUAAAUAGUUGCUAAGGAAACUUCGCAUGUUAAUUAAUAAUUAUGUUUUAUGGAAAGGCCUUUUUUUUGUUUUCAAACAUUUAUUUUUCCUGUAAACAUUUUACGAUUUGCAACUAAUGUUAUAUAUAAACUGGUUAUGUUAACUAUAAAUUAUGUUUUUGGCUUUGUACAGUAUGUAUACAGUGAUUUAUAGGUUUUAUAGUACAUAGUGUACAGUUACCACAUUGUCUGGUACUUUACUGGCAAGUGUGGACUCAAAUUUGGCUAUCUUGGUCCAAUUCUAUGGACUAGAUUUCUGGAUUUCUCAAGUCUUUAGGUAUACUGCCGAAUGUUUCAUAUAGCAUUUUCGAAACCACUUUUUUUGGUCUUGGCAUUGCUACUUGAAGCUACUCCAACUUUAACCAAGUACAGAAUGUAAAUAAACAAAAAAUAAUAAUAAAAUUAAAAUGUCAAUAUGACCUUUGCGCUUGUCUUGAUAUAUUUUGUUUAAGAAACCAUAACAAAAAACAGUAGAGAUAUACAAAAAUUUUAAUUUUGUUUAUGGUUCAGCCUCCUCUAAAUUCUUCUUUGAAUAACAAAAGAAAAUAUCUCCAAUACUAAUUAAUAGAUAACGAGCGUCGCUUAUAGAUUUAUUCACUAUGGUCUAUGUUUCAAAGUAAGAACAUGUUAUGUAAUUUACCGUGUAUUACAAUACAUACUCAGAGGCACGAUUACCCACCCACUGCAAUAUGACUCGAGUUUAUUAAAGUGUGCGGAUAAUUGUGCCUCUUGAGUAUAUAAUGCGAUCGGUUUGUUUGAAAAUACAAAACCAUUUCAGUGAGUAAAGGUCUUAUUAGAACCAUGAACUUUUGUAAAACUUGAGAGCAAUUGUCAAACAGUUGCUUUUUUGACCAGUUUUUUUUACAAUUUUCAUAAUGUAUCUCUUGCAAAGUAAUUCUGUUUUUAUUGCAACUUCUAAGACUGGAAUUGUUUUAUAGGUAUAACUUGUGUCGUUUGACCGGUCUGGGAAACAAAUAUUGUUAAUAUUUUAGAACUAAAUAAUUGAAAUCCUAAAUGAAAAACAAUGGGGAUGAUGACUAGGUUUGAAUAUAUUGAUUUUUAUGAUACAUUCGGGUAAAUAAGGUCAAUUUUAACUAAUUUAUACAUAAAAAGCAAAGAUUGACUGGAUAUUUGAAAAAUAAAUAAGAUUAUAAAAUUUCAAAAUCUACUAAAAAUAUUUUAUCGUAUAUAGAUGAAAAUUCAUACAGUUUUAGCUUCCUUACAUUAAAUGUGACGUUUUUUAAUAUGUGAACUAUAAACAUAAACGCAGAAAUAACAAAGAUCCAUACGCCGCCAUACAGAACGCCCAUACAAAUCUAACGAUCAUUAAUUGCCUACGACGUCAUAAGUUCGUACCAUUUUGUAUGGGGCGUUUUUCAGGGAUCCGCGGCAGCGCCGCAAAUCUGACCCUUUAAAUCCCUGUAGCUCCGAAAGUAAUGAUCGCAGAUACCUUGUUACUUUUACAAAAUUGCUUUACUAUUAGCGUACUUUUAAUUUAGACACAAUUUAAAAAACUGUCAUCAUCCCUAUUGUGGAAACUCAAAGGGGUUCAGAUAUAUUCUACGAGUAUUCACUCAAUAAAUUAAUAAAAGUAUUGAAUGUUACAAUUAUUGUUUCACAGAUUGCGUUUGGUUCAUGGGGCUAGCAAUGUAUUGUACAAUGAUUAUUUCUGCACGAUUAUUAUAUACAUUUUAUUUGUGAUACCUCCUGCUUUUACUAUAGUUGACUAUUCAAGUCAAUAGAGAACAUGCAGCAUAAAAUUUACCUUCUUCUUCUAUAUUAGAAAUCGUCCGUUAAAAUUAACUAAUUAUGUAAUCAUCUAAUAUUUACUCAGAGGCACAAUUAUCCGUCCACUUUAAUAUACUCGCGUCAUAUUAUAGUGGGCGAAUAAUUGAGCCUCUGAUUAUAGUCAUUUUAACGAAUUGGCGCUACAUGACAUUUCAUUGAAAUAAUCGCUACUACUUUGCAGUUAAGUUGUACACAGAUAUACCAGAUAAAAAUAAGCUACUUAGAUACGUACAACAGGUGCAGCAUACGUAAAGUAGAUGCCGUAUACUUAUUAAUGUGCCGUUUAGAAGCAACACCAUGUUACAUACGGAGCUUGUAUGCAUGGUGCUGGCUACAAUUGUAAUAGUGUCUGGAUUACUAGUUACUACGUUUUGUACGUGAGGCGGUCCAGAAUUUUUUUUAUAUGGCUGCUUGUGAAAUGUUAAACGUUUCGGCUCUUGACCUUGACCUUAAAAAAAUAAUACAUUUGAGUCUAUCUCGGCUAUCACCAUCAAGUUUUUGAGUUCGUUAUAAGACGAACGCCGUCAUAAUACCUUGCUAGCCCCUCUGUGUGAAUAACAGCUGUUUGUUGACAGUGCGAGGGGGCCAUGCCAUUCCAACGGUUAGGCCUAGUUCGGACUACUUUAGUAUUUUAAUCGAGUACCUACGAAUUUUUGGGCGGUGAAUCCAAAAAUUGUUUGUACUCGACUAAAAUACUAAAGUCGUCUGAACUAGGCUUCAGUGCAUGCAGAUCCAUGCGUUACAAUAAUACACGAUUCGACAUUUUGAAUGUAUACUUGUAUUGAUGCUAGAUGUUACGGCGCAAUAAGUAUCGCAAAUGGAUUUACCCCGAUGUCUAUUGACUUUACCCAGUGGCGACUUAUACAAAAAUAUACAAAUUUUUGAGAAAAUUAAGAGAUUGACAUUUAAAGUUCUUUCACACUAGCAUUCACAUAGCUGCAGCGAAUAACACGUUUAGUUUGCUAUCAGAAUCUAUGCGGCUUUGGUGUCUGAUACGUUGGACUAGAAAAAUUCUUUCUUGUGAUGGAGCUUUAAUAAAAAUACCUAUUUUCGAGUACAAUAUUUACUGUGGAGCUCUUGUUAAAAAUAUAUUUUAGUUCAGAGGUUUGUGUAGAACCGAAAUAUGCUUUUUGUAUUUUGUCAUUUCCCAAGUGACUUUCUAGGUUCUUAGGUUGCUUAAAAUUGCUAAGUUUUUCAGCAGAAAUUUUGCAAAUUGGCUUGCGAUAACUAUUGCGCUAUAAUCCAAGUUUAAGUAACACUAUACUACUGUAUUAUGUGUAACGCACGCAUGUGUAUUCUUGUGCCUUUUAUUUCCAUAUUUCUUGUUGCCGUUUGGAAUUUUAAAAUGUUUGUAACAGUUUUGCUGGGUACUAUUUUUAACUAACACUUAUGUAAGUUCUCCUAUUUUUACGUAAAUGCUAACGAGAAUAUUAAAACGGAAAUGAAUUUUCGAACGCCUUGUUAACCAUGGAAAUUAAAAUAUAGCCUUUUUGAGCCCGUUUUUCUAGCUUUGACAUACUGGCAAAGCCUCCAGUGGGUCCUCAGGCAUUUUUUUUUUCAAGAACAUUAUAUCGGAUAGCUGCAAAAUCCGAUCACAGCACAUUUUUAUUUCUCAAGGUCAUUUGUAAUUCCUUUUGAGUCUCAAAUACAAGAAGUUUUAUAUGGGCCAUCUACUUGUAGAUCUCUUAAUUUUUUCGCACUGUACCUACAUUAAUAUACACUCUUAAUAUGGCUAAGUACAGUGCGAAAAUCAUAACGCCUUUCAUCGCACAAAAAUAUCAAAUUAACUCUCUUUGUGUUCUUUAUUUUGUGGCUUUGGUACUUAGGAGUAAGAGAAAGUAGACACGCGUCUAGAGAAUUUAUUUCCGAUUUAAAAAAAUCUAUUUAUUACCUAUAUAUUGGGUGUCUAUGUGUGUUAAUAUGUUUUAUGUGAAUAUUUUCUUGUACUACGACGAAAGUCAUUAUUCCAGACACACAAAUAGUCCCUGGAUAACGCACACUGCUAGCUAAUGUACCGAUGACGUGCUCGAUGUCUAAAUGUACUACAGUCUAUGUAAGGGUCUUUGCACACAGACAGUGUUACAUUAACAACAUAUUUGUCGCUAUGCCAUUUUGCAUCGUUCAAUCAUCAACGCAAUAUGUGUGCAUUGUCCCUAAUUCAAUUUAAAAAUUGGCCUAUAUGAAUGCAGUAAAAGUUUUAAACAAUAAUGUAUAUAUCAUUUGUAUGUUUUAAAAUCUUUACUCUUAUAAAGUCUAUAGGUAUGUGUUUAAGUUAUUAUGUUUUCUUAAAUCACUAAAUACUCUAGAUUUGUGCCAAUUUUCAGUCUGAUUUUAUUGCGAAUCGUACAUUAUUUAAACUACGCCAGUUUUUUCUAUACUAUUGGUAAUUAUACAUUUUUAUGAGAAUUUUCUUAUAUCUAUUAUAUAGACAUUUUUUAAUCUUUUUUAAAAAAGGAGAGAGAUUAGUAAAUCUACGAGUCCAGUGUUCAUUAUUAUCUGUGGUAAAUCUUAAAGAAGGCAACUAACAUUCCAUUACUAUUGUUGAAAAUAUAUAAUUGUGUGAAUGUAAAUAUUUUUUUGAUAUAUAGGUACUUACAUAUUAUAUUUGUCACGUAGAAGUCAUUAGAAAUCCAUCCAUUAGGGUGCGUUUCCGCUAAGACGACCAAAGACUUGCAAGAAUAAACUCUACUGUUUAAUGAUAGGUAAUUAAUUUAUUUGUCAAAAAUUAUGCGUGCUUGAUACGUAAUCAAUAUACUCGUAAUAACAAUCAUUUACGUUGCAAUUUUCAGCGAAAAUCUAGAACAUUUACUUGUUUUUUCUCUUUUACUCCUAAGUACAAGUUGUCUACACAAUGUAAAAUUGCAAAGAAUUUCGCGGAAAAUAGCAUUGUACAUGAUGAACAUAGGCAAAGUAACGCCUACCUUAAAGUACGUGUACUUGAAUUUAAUAUUUCAAAUGCAAGAAUUGUACUUAAGUUUACACACAUUUUGGUCUGUCCUUGCAAUUUUUUUGUCCUAUACCCUGUGCAGAAACGACCCUCUAAGCCGCGUCUGGACUGACUGACUAAUUUUGUUUCUAUAUGAAUGGUUUAAAGAAAGUAUACGUACUAACUCAGUCAAUCUGGACACGGCUUAUUAUUUAGUAAUCCAUUCGUCCAUAUCAUAGUCACUAGAUUAGAUUAGUUGUUCCGGUAGUUCGAUGUAGUGAAUGUAGUACUUAAAAAGUACUUAACACCAGCUUAAAACUUAAAACUCUUAAGUGUUUUAUUACGUAAUGUCGCAAAUGUGAAUACAGUUAUACUUAUAUUAUUACACUGUAGCCUAUUUAUCUUCUUACAACGGCGGCCCAUUUUCAGUGUUUGUAAAAAAUAAAUUAGUAAGUAGUUUUAUAAACAAAAACAAAACAAAAAAAUAAUUUGUAUUUCGAAAUUUAACACUAACAACCAUUACUUAAAUUAAUUUAAUAUCAAUAAUUACCAAUAAAAAAAAUACUCCAUUUUAUUUCUUUGGUUUCUGUGAACAGUUUUUAAAAUAUUUAUAAACAUAAGACGCCAUUUUUCUUGAAUAAUAUUGAAAGUUACUAAUGCGACGCUUCAUGUCGUACUGAUUCGCGAAUGUAUUACUUUUGAAUUUUGUAUUUGGAGCGGCUACGACACCGUCGUGUUCCGUACUCUCCAUCUGCCUAUUAUUGAUUAUUCUGUUGGACAAGGAAUUUUCCAAUCUUUACUUUUAGUGCAUAGUUAAAAACCUUAUGCACGCCACUGAUACUUAUGUAGGGGUAGGUAAGAAAUGCACAUAUCUUAAAGCGUAGCUUGACCAGGUCAGCUAGUAAACUAAUAAAAUUUUUGUCACAAAACACACAGACUCAAAAUGGGUCGAAGUUGUAAAAAUAAGUAGCACAGUGUAAUGCUAGCCACAAACGGUCAAUUAUUCUCACGUUUCUGAAAAGCAAACGGCAGUACCCACGCGGCAUACUAUACAAGUCAUGUACGCAGUGACCAACACACGAUCAAUUACAGCCGUGGGUGCUACAGAAACGUGAGAAUAAUUGACCGUUUGUGGCUAGUAUAAAGAAACUUAUGUGGAUCAAAGCAAUAUACAAUGGCCUUAUAGAUAUCUAAGCACAAAUUGUUUCGGUUGUUUUUUUUUUUUUUUAAUUUUAUCCUACAGUAUUAUUUUAGGAAAGCAUUUUACAGGUUUGCAUUUUGUGAUAAUUCAUAUUUUAUCAGAAAUAAUAUCCUAUUUACAAAAUAGUUUGUCUAAAUCGGGUCUAUUUUUAUUAAUAUUGUAUCUAGAUGUUUAAAAGUUUAUAUUGAAAAUUUUAGUGAAAAUAUUUCUUAUAAUGGAUGUACGCUAUUUACUAAUUCACUUGCACAUAUCUCAUCAUUAUGUAUUUUAGAAGUUAAUACCUACUUAUUUCAAAUGUGCGUGAAAGUAAGAAAUAACUUAUUUCAAAUAUUUAUAAUAUUGUAAUUUGGAAUUAAACCUACAUCAGUGCCUCUUUAUUCUUGCCUUAAAAAUGUUAUAUUAUAUAUUACCAUUUACCAAUGUGUUAUGUACUCUUAAUAACGUGUUAAAGUGAUUUUGGUUAAAAUUAAAUAAAAAUUCUAAAUAAAAAAAUGUUUAUUAAAAUUUAGACCAUGAAUUAGAUGUGUUUCAAAUCUUUGGUUUUUAUUGUUGUAAAGUAACGGUUUUAAGUAAAUAUGACAACUUCAAACUAAUGUUGUGAAAGCUCCAAAAACCCAGACCUGUAUUCGGAUAAAACCAUCAUAAAAUGAUAUUUAAAAGUAAAAACGUACUUAGUUAUAUGUAACAUAAGCAUUACUUUACAAUUUUUACAAUAAUUGUCUAUAAAAAGUUAGAAAUAGAAGUUAUUAAAGUCCGGUCACUCAGAGAUUGCGUUUUUGACAGGUAGUGAUCGAAUGGGCGAUGUAACUUCGAAAUGGCAUACAAGGUUGUUGAACUGCGCUGUUUCAACUGUUUGUUAUGCCAACUAUUUGUCUUUGUAGUGAUGAGACAAAAUAACGAGCCAAUAAUACAGUAGUUGACUCAUAUCAAAUUCAAUAUAAACAAUAUUAAUUUCGCAUAGUACAUGGAAUAGGGAUUCCAAAUAUAUGGAUAUUAAUUUAUUAAAGUUAUGGAUUUCUUAUUAAAACAUAAUUUAAAAAUCAUGUAUUGUUUCAAAUUUUCCAAACGUGAAAAACACUGUCGUCCAUUUUGUGACGUCACAAUUUUACCAGAUGUACUAAACUUUAAAUUAAUUGUUAAGUAAUAUUUUUGUCAAACGCUCCUUUUGUGACGUCAUGAAACAGUUGAAAUAAAGAUGGUUAUUUCAACUAUUUCAUGAUGGAUUAUCAAAAAAAUUAAAAACUAAAAUUUUCAUGUAAUCAAAAAAUAAAUAUUAAUCUAGUAAAACGAUAAUGAACUAUUUAAGAUCAUUUAUAAAGAUAAAAUGUCGACUAGCCUAUUGAAUAUUCUUGUCCCAUUCGAUCACGACCUGUCAGAAACACAAUCUCUAAACGACUGGACUUUAGUAGAAGUUGUUGUAUGAUAAUAUGCCGCUUAUUCUUAUUUCUUGGUUCCUAUUAUCCAUUUAGCCAUAAAAUUAUAUUAUCCAUUUCAAUUCAAACAUAUAAUCAUUAAAUUAUCCGUCAUAAUUAUAUGUUUGAAUUGUUUGUUGUAUCCUAUUUUUCCAGUGUAUUCAAUGCAGCUCUAAAAGAGUUAACAAAUGGUUGGUCAAUGCCCAAAGUAAAGAUGUACAUAUAACUUUCCAUCUAAGUAGGUAUAUGAAUAUAUGCAACACUCAAAAACCUUAGUUCGAUCAAAAUAUUUCGUUUAUACAUAAAUCGCAUUGUAAAUAUAUUUAUAUAUAAUUAUAAGUUACGUAAUUAUAACGACACAUUUUUAGUCGUAUUUAAAAAUAUACAGGCAUAAGUAGGAUAGGUUUCAGUUAACGUUAAUAGAAAGAUUCCAUAAAUUAGUUUGAUUGAGUGUGUUUUGGGGGAUACUCAAUUAUGUGUUGACCCUAUAAGUGGUGUAAUUUUAAUUUCGAUCGUUAAAAUGUGUUUGCCUGAGUUUCCUACAACUUGCCAUCUCGAAAUUCUUGCCUUCUUUCCCUUUAAAUAAUUCUCAUCUAAAGGGAACUGUUAGGGCCUUUACACUUAAGCUUAUAGAUAGAGACAAAUAGCAUAAUUCAGUCUUCUUCUGCGUGGUGCAGGAAUGUGGGGAUGACAACAAAGGGGCGAGAGAGGUGCGAGCGGCAAUAUGCGAGUCUGUUAAUAAAUAAACCGGUCAAGUGCGAAUCGGACUCAUGCAGGAAGUAUUCUGUAGCAUUAUCUGUAAAAACAACAUAAAAAUCACCUUUUGUAUGGAAGACCCCAGAAAUAUUUAUUUUAUUCUGUCUUUUUUUUGGUAUUUGUUGUUACCUAUAGCGGCAACAAAAAUACGUCACCUGUCAACAAAACAAACAGACGAAUGGUGACAAACGGACGGACAGACGGGACAUAUAGCGGAGUCUUAGUAAUAGGGUCUUUUGUAUACUUUGAGUGAAGACCCUAAUAAAUAAGUGUAUGUCAUCUGUAGUAAUGUCGCACGCCUGUACUUCGCUGGCGUGGACUGGCGUGAUUUGGAUACAAACAUAUACUUUAACCUGAACUCUAAUAAAUAAUAUGCUGUUAACUGUACUCCCGUUACACUUGAAAAAGUCGUAGCACAAUAUUUUAUGUUAUAUACUGGCAAGUUAAUUAAUGCCAAAUUGCUAUUCUGUAAGCCACCGGCCCCAACGUCUUAGCCCAGGAUCGAGUCUCAUUUAUGACGCCAUUCAUCCCCCUGUUUUAUAGCACUCUACUCUUAAGUGCGUUUAUCUUUCAAAUCUCCCCUGACGCUCACACAGCAAAUAAACAAAAAAAAAAGAAAUCCUGUAACCUAAGUAACACAAACUCAUUAAGGCUGCCAGUCCACCAAAGCGGAGCGAGGCAGUAGAGUCGAGAAACGGAAAAAUAUUAACCAAUAGGAUUGCACAAAAAUCUCCGCUCCUCUUAAGUGGACGGACUUGCGAGAUCGAUUAAAAAUUCAUAUAAAACCAUUAAGCGGAGCGGGGAAACGGAGCAGGGUUAAAUAAAUUAAAUUUAACAUUAAUAUAUUUAAUAGUCUGCAAUUCUGCUCCGCACCCUGGCUCCGCUCCGGUGUACAGACAAUACGCAACUCCGCUCCGCAUCAGUCCGUUUCUCCGCUACGUUUCCUCACUCCGCUCUGGUGGAAAGGCAGCCUUAAUAGACAAUAUAUAAUAACACUAGCAGCUGCGUUUCACCCCUAUAGUUCCCGUGCCCGUGGGAAUACGGUCUUAGUUACUCAUUGAAUAUGUAGAUUUUAAUUUUUGAAAUCGAUCGAAUAGUACUUCAAUUAAAUCGUAGCAAACAAAAACAAUAACUCAAACCUCUUAGUUUAGACAUAUCAAUAUAUUAUUUUAUUCCAAUAUGCCGAUAGGUUCCAUAAUAAAUUUGCAUAGUAAUGGCAAGAUUGCACACAUACAUUGUUAUAUUUGUUAUAUGUAGGUGUGUAAAGGAUUUUAUUUACUUUAAUUCUAACUCCAGUUCUAGCUUUUGUAGCAAAUUGAAAAAUGUUAUAACUGUGGUCGAUUACAGAUGAACAUUAUUAAAUUUAUAUUGUGAUUUAUUGUUAACUGUAAUUAUUAUUAAAAAUUGUAUACCUAGUUUAUCUACUUUUGGAAGUCUGUUUGGCUUUGUAUGCAGUCAGUGGCGAAUUUGUAGUCUUUGCCGCCCGCCCUAAGCUCCUAGGCUGAAGUAGAUAUUUUAUUUACCUUUUGUCAAAAUCAACCGAUUUUGUAAUAUUUUCCGAGGUUUUGUGAAUAAUUUUACAUUUAAAUCAACUUUUUUCAUUUUAAUCAAUUUUAAUAAAAUCAAAAAUAAUUAAAAAAAAAAGGUAAAAAUUUUUCGAAAAAAAAAAGAAGUGAGAGUUAACUAGUCGGGCAUAAUCGGCGUUCACGUGAUUUCUAGCAGUUUUUCAUAAUAAGUUAAUUUGAAUACCACUCAUGAUAAGUAGUUCAAAUUCUAAAAAAGUGAUAUUUAAGUUUAAAAAAAGAAAAUUAGAAAUUAUUAUUAAAUUUAGUUAUUUUGCUUAUUUAUUUCCUCAUUUUUUCUCACUAAUGGCCGAUCCUAACAUCUGGCCGCCUUAGGCCCGGUCCUACUGGGCCUUACGGUAAAUCCGCCACUGGAUGUAGUGGUAAGGUGUAUGCCCAAAUGUUUGAAAGUAGACAAUUGUCAGUUAGCGUGUUGGUGUAUAAAAAAAAAACUUUAUAGUAGAAGAUCCGAAUUAGAAACGACCUUCACCCAUCUGUGUAAUGAAUAAAAAUGUAUUAUAUCCAAAAUUAGCAUGUUGAAAAAUAUGUUGCGGAGGAGUUUGCAUAAAAACUCCUGGCCACACUAUCAUACCAUGUUUAAUAAUGGUUAAUACUAAUGGUUUGGCCGGGAGAUUUUUAGGCCACCUAAUCCAUUUAACAGAUGGGUGAAGGUCGUUUUUAAUUCGGAUCUUAAACGGUUAGUUUAUACACACAUGCGUGCUUAGUCUCUUCUCUUAGCACUAAAAUCAAAGGCAAACGGACUUGCUGGAAUAGAUUAACUAUAUUUAUAUAAAUUAUAUUAAUACAUCUAUGGAUGCACCAAUUGUCUUGUGAUUUGAUUUAUCGAUUUAUAGACACACAUUGUUUUAUUAGGACUUUAUUAGCUACAAGACACUUGUUUUUUUUUUUUAUGAAGAACACUUACUUUUGUAUUUCUCAUUAAUAAUAAUAAUUAUAAAGUAAAGCGUAGACAAUGCCUGUAUAUUGCCUAGAUAUGCCUGUAUUUUUUCAUUAAUAAUAAUUAAUUAAUAAUCCAUUAUCUGAACUAAUUCAUAUUUAUUCAAACAGAAAAUAUAAACUGUUAAAGUAACCUGUGCUUGGGGUAUCGAACCCAGGACUUCUGUCAACAUUACCAAGUGCGCCUUACUCGAUAAAUGGGCUAUCUAACACUGAAAGAAAUAUUCAAAUCGAACCAGUAGUUCCUGAGAUUAGCGCGUUCAAGUAAACAACCUCUUCAGCUUUCUAAUAUUAGUAAAGAUUAUGUUGUCAAAAUAUAGGUAUUUAUUUAUGUUUACAAAAAACGAUAGUUAAUCUCUGUUUUUUGUUUAUUAUGGUUAUGGUGGCAUCCAUAGAUAAUAAUAAUAGACAAUAUAUUGCAAGACCACUACUGUUUGAUUGUUAAAUUAAAUUGGUACAAAUAUUAUUCUAAACUAAAAAAAAUGUUAAUUAAUUUAAUGCAAUUUUAAACUGUUGUAUUUUUAUGCCUUAAUAUUCAUAAUAAGUAAUCAAUAUAUUAUUAUCUAUUUAAGGAAUUUACAAUAGGUUUUAAACGUACUUAGUGACUGACUUUUGAACAGUAGUGAUUUAUAAUAAGAUGAUUCCUAAUUUUCUUAAAUAUUGUACGAAUAAAUCAGUUGUUUAAAUUAGUA